Molecule: messenger RNA, 813 nt
Organism: Aspergillus puulaauensis
Lineage: Eukaryota; Fungi; Ascomycota; Eurotiomycetes; Eurotiales; Aspergillaceae
Product: SDR family NAD(P)-dependent oxidoreductase
Exons: 3
Coding region: 1-813 (270 amino acids)
Molecular function (GO): oxidoreductase activity, acting on the CH-OH group of donors, NAD or NADP as acceptor
Source: RefSeq, a predicted model, not a curated record
AUGUCCCUCCAUCUAAAUGGCAUCGCCCUGAUCACCGGCGCAGGCCAUGGAAUCGGACGAGAGUGCGCCCUCGGAUACGCCGCUGAGGGCGUCAAAGGCAUUAUCCUCGCCGACACCAGCUACGACGCCGCUCUCGAUGCCGCACAGGAGAGCGAGACCGUCGCGACAAACCCAGCCUUCACGGCGGUAGCCACGCAAGUCGACAUGACAGACCCCGCCAGCAUCGCAGGGAUGGUCAGCAAAGCAAUGAAAACAUUCGGCAGAGUCGACUACUACGUCGACAGCACAAGGGCAGGGUAUACAAACCUCCCAGCAACGGGGUCAUCGGAACAAGAUCGUAUCUGGCAAGACAGCGCGGAGGGAACACUACACUGCAUCCACGCCGUGGCACAGGUGAUGAAGAGCCAGGCCGUUGGGAAGUACAAGUACCGCGGACGAGUGCGAGAAGCGGGCCGCGGGUCCAUCGUUACCGUAGGAGCGCCCAGUACCGACCUGGGCAGGAAUACCGUUGCUGAAGAUGCAGUCCUCAGACUGAUCCGUAAAGCCGCGAUUGGCCUCGCUACGUGUGGAAUCCGAGUGAAUACGGUCUGUCCGGGGUUGACGGACGACGUGGACCCGGUUCUCAAUGAGAAGAUUGACCCGCUGGUGAUGAAGAGUGCCGUUCCCAUGACCCGGCCGGCGAGGCCUGAGGAGAUCGCCGACAUUGCCUUGUUCCUGAGCAGUCCUAGAGCUAGCUAUGUGACCGGUGCGGCCUGGGCUGUCGAUGGCGGUAUGAAGGUGCAGGCUGAGGCAGCCAACGAGAUGGGUAAUUAG